Olea europaea var. sylvestris is the source of this 1537-nucleotide messenger RNA. Its product is annotated as transcription factor TCP15-like. The record is from RefSeq and is a predicted model, not a curated record. The coding region runs from base 172 to 1149 and encodes 325 amino acids. Gene Ontology annotation, molecular function: sequence-specific DNA binding; DNA-binding transcription factor activity. The transcript has 2 exons. NCBI's taxonomy places the organism in Eukaryota, Viridiplantae, Streptophyta, Magnoliopsida, Lamiales, Oleaceae. Gene Ontology annotation, cellular component: nucleus.
AGAGAGAGAAAAGACAACCUGGCUUCUGUACACAUGGAAAAUUCCAUUGCCAAAAUGCAACUUAAUACUUAUAAUUAGAGAGAGAGAAGACCCACAAAACCUUGAAUUCAGGGUCAUCUUGCAGAAAUAGAUAUAGACAGUCAGACAGAUAUAUAAUUUUACUAUAUAAUCAUGGAUGCCGAUAGUGGUAAUGGAAAUUCUAAGCGCAGGCCAAAUUUUCCACUGCUAUUGCUUGGGAAAAGAGAAGAAGAGGCAUGUUCAAGCUCAAAGAAGGCCGGAACCGGUUCAGAACAGCCCAAAAAGCCGCCGACAAAGAGAACUACCACCAAGGAUAGGCACACCAAAGUGGACUGCCGUGGACGGCGGAUCCGUAUGCCUGUAAUUUGUGCUGCUAGGGUUUUUCAGCUUACAAGAGAGUUAGGUCAUAAAUCUGAAGGUGAAACCAUUGAAUGGUUGCUUCAGCAGGCUGAGCCGGCGGUGAUUGCCGCCACCGGUACUGGAACUAUCCCUGCAAAUUUCACUUCAUUGAAUAUAUCAGUUAAGAGUUCAGGCUCCACCAUUUCGGCGCCGUUAAGGAAUAGUUUCUUCAAUCAAAAUUACCCGGUUAGCUCUCAGUUGAGGACCACUGAAGAAUCACAGAGGAAAUUUUUGUUCCCUGAGAUUGGAUUAUCAUCUGAGAAUGAGACGACGACAGUGGAGGGAGAGACCAGCAUGGGAAGAAGACGGCGGCCGGAGGAAGAUCUGCAACCACUGCUUCAAACACAAAUGGGGAGUCAUAAUUAUAUGUUACAAUCAAGCACAAGUUCAAUCCUGGCGAGUCAAGGCCAAAAUAUUCCGGCGACGGCAUUUCUUAUGGUGACAAAUUCUAAUAGCCAAAUGAUGAGUAGUAGUACUGGUAACUCUUUGUGGCCAUUGGGAAGUUCAAUGCAUAGUGGUGGAUUACAUUUUAUGAAUUUUCCUCCACCAAUGGCACUCUUGCCGGGACAACAACUGGGCGGCACUGCUGGUGGUGGUGGUGGUGGUGCGAUGGUGGAUGGCCAUUUCGGCAUGCUUGACGCACUCAAUGCUUUUAGGGCAAUUCCAAGUAGUAGUGCACCGUCGUCAGAUGCACAAUCAAGCGAUCCUGACCAUCCAAAUCAUAGGUUUUGAUUCUUGAAGGCACUCAAAUUCUGCAAAGUUGCUCGUGGGCAGUGGGCAAAAAGCAGUCUUCUGGGAUUUCUUAAAGAAAAGUACACUUUCGAAGUGGAAAUUUUGUGGGCAAAUUUAUUGAGGGUUUUGAAUAAAGAAAUCUUUACUUUCGCACGAAUCUUUACUUGCAAAUGCAUAAUUGAAAGUAGAGCUAUUGAUUUGAGCUUCUAGUUUCUCUAGAUUUUGAUGCAUUACGUAGUGAAAAUAUUGGCAACAGUAAAGAUUCGUAUAUUAUUUGUUUACAAAUGCAUAGUUAAUUGUUUAAGCCUUUAAGGCCUGGAAAUUAUUUGUAUAUUGCUUAUUUGUUUACAAAAUUUACUCCUAUGUGCUAUCGUUAAUUACUCAUUCU